AAAAGUCAAAGAUGUCACUGCGCAACAGCCAUGGACCAUGUGAAUUAGUUCCACACAUCUUAUUUCCAAUUCGCCAAAAGACAAUAUAUAUAUACAUAUACAUAAUGGAUUGUGAGGAGUAUCGGAGACGAGGCAAGGAGAUGGUGGACUACAUUGCAGACUAUCUGCAGAACAUACGGGAGAGGCGCGUCUUUCCCAACGUCACGCCCGGCUACAUGAGAACCCUCCUGCCGGACUCCGCUCCGCUCGAGGGCGAGAGUUGGGAAGCAAUUUUCGCCGAUGUGGAGCGCGUUGUGAUGCCCGGAGUCACUCAUUGGCAGAGUCCUCACAUGCACGCUUACUUCCCAGCGCUCAACUCUUACCCAUCUCUCUUGGGUGACAUGCUAGCGGAUGCGAUUAACUGCCUGGGCUUCACAUGGGCGUCCUCGCCGGCGUGUACAGAGUUGGAGACAGUGGCGAUGAAUUGGCUGGGGAAGAUGAUUGGACUGCCGGACGAUUUCCUGCACAUGGGCAGCUCAAGUCGUGGCGGCGGUGUGAUCCAGACAACAGCCAGUGAAGCCACUCUUGUGUGCCUCCUGGCUGGCAGAACCCAAGCCAUCAGGCGCUUCCAUGAACACUCACCAGGACUCCAGGACUCCGAGGUGAAUGCCCGCCUCGUGGCCUAUUGCUCGGAACAGGCUCACUCGAGUGUGGAAAAGGCCGCUCUCAUCGGUCUCGUGAGGAUGCGCUACAUUGAGGCGGAUGAGAAAUUGAGCCUUCGCGGUGAGCCACUUCGUGAGGCAAUUGAGAGUGAUAUUCAGCAAGGAUUGAUACCAUUUUGGGUCUGCGCCACUCUGGGCACAACAGGAGCUUGUGCCUUUGACAAUCUCGAGGAAGUGGGCACAGUUUGUCAGGAGUUCAAACUCUGGCUCCACGUGGACGCCGCCUAUGCGGGCAGUGCUUUCAUCUGUCCGGAGUAUCGAGGAUGGCUCAAAGGGAUUCGCCGGGCAGAUUCUCUGGCUUUCAAUCCCUCCAAAUGGCUCAUGGUGCACUUUGAUUGCACAGCUCUGUGGGUGAAGAAUAGCGGAGCCUUGCAUAGAACCUUCAAUGUUGAACCACUCUAUCUUCAGCACGAGAACUCUGGCUUGGCUAUCGAUUACAUGCACUGGCAAAUUCCGCUCAGCAAGCGAUUCCGCGCCCUCAAGCUCUGGUUUGUUCUGCGAAAUUACGGCAUCAAGGGCCUCCAGAAGCACAUCCGAGAGGGUGUUCGCCUGGCGCAGAAAUUUGAGGCACUGGUUUUGGCUGAUCAUCGCUUCGAAAUACCAGCCGCCAGACAUUUGGGCAUGGUGGUGUUUCGCUUGAGGGGCGACAAUGAUCUCACCGAGAGACUCCUCAAGAGGCUCAACAAUCGCGGCAACUUGCACUGCGUGCCGGCAUCCCUCAAGGGACGAUAUGUCAUCCGCUUCACCAUCACUUCGGCGCGCACCACCAACGAGGACAUCCUCAAGGAUUGGGCAGAGAUCCGAACAGUGGCCACGGAAAUCCUCGAGGAGAUGAACGUGAAGAUUGAGCGGACAAGAGUGUGUCUCAAAGACACUCGAGAGAAGAAUGAGGCUUUCGGCUCAAGUCUCCUCCUGGCCAAUUCACCAAUGUCACCGAAGAUUGUCAACGGUUCCUUUGCUGCCAUCUUCGAUGCCGAUGAGUUUCUGGCCAAAGCAUACGCCGGCAUAAGAAUUGCUAAUCAAGACUCUCCGGCGAUGAGACGCCGCGUGCGUGGCAUUCUCAUGUCCGGCAAGCAAUUCUCCCUGGACUCUCGCAUGGAUCUCGUCGUUCAGGGCAUCCACAACAGCAGCGAUGGUGAGAAUUUCCUAGACAAAAACCGCACCAUCACCGAGGACAACGAGGAUCCGUGGGAAGCUUAUGAAGAAACAAACGCCAUUCAGGAAAAUGCUACAGACAUCGACAAGAAGCUCCAGAACAUCCGAUUAAGAAACCGACAACGUUCCAACAGUGCGGCAGAAGCGAAUCCGAUCCCUAAACACACAAUUCCCCGGAAAACUCACUUCAGAACUCACAGAAAGUCCGAACCAAUUCUUCCUUUCUCAAGAAUACUCAGAGAAGAGGAGAAUUUCCCCAAUAUUCCACAUGUCAACUCUUUUGCCAGCAAUCUUGGUGAUUCCUGUGGCUUUUCCAAUCCCGCCUUUUUCCAGGAAAUCAUGGGCUUCUCCCAGGAUGAAUGUUUCGAAUGGAAUGUGCCGGAAAGUUCCUGGAAAACUCCCCACAUUCACAUCUCCGUCACUGAUCAAUGUAACACCAUUCAUGAGGAUGACAAUCAAUCACCUCUUGAGGAAACUAUCUAUGCCAAUGUGAAAUUCUGUCGAAAAUGUGGUCAUCAUUCACUUAAGAUUUAA
Phlebotomus argentipes is the source of this 2390-nucleotide messenger RNA. It is a transcript of the gene Hdc, whose product is annotated as histidine decarboxylase. The coding region runs from base 12 to 2390 and encodes 792 amino acids. Gene Ontology annotation, molecular function: pyridoxal phosphate binding; histidine decarboxylase activity. Lineage: Eukaryota; Metazoa; Arthropoda; Insecta; Diptera; Psychodidae. Gene Ontology annotation, biological process: histamine biosynthetic process; L-histidine catabolic process. The transcript is spliced from 11 exons. The record is from RefSeq and is a predicted model, not a curated record.